Arabidopsis lyrata subsp. lyrata is the source of this 1180-nucleotide messenger RNA. RefSeq names its product shikimate kinase 2, chloroplastic. Gene Ontology annotation, cellular component: chloroplast. NCBI's taxonomy places the organism in Eukaryota, Viridiplantae, Streptophyta, Magnoliopsida, Brassicales, Brassicaceae. Gene Ontology annotation, molecular function: shikimate kinase activity. The record is from RefSeq and is a predicted model, not a curated record. The coding region runs from base 86 to 982 and encodes 298 amino acids. The transcript is spliced from 11 exons.
AAAACUAUUUUACGCCAAUAGGAAAAGUGUAAGUUGAGAGAGAGAGAGUCUCUGCCUCUCAAGCUCCGCCGUCGGGAAAAAGAAUAUGGAAGCAGCUACUGUUCAGAUGUUUCAGUACUCAUCAUGGACUGAUUUGAGAAAUUUUGAAGGAAAGACUCGUGGUUCUUUGAGGUAUACACAGCGAACUAAGGAAGAUAAAAGGCUUAGAGUUGUUGCUUUAGCUCUUGACAAAAGAAGGGAUCAUCGACAAAGAUCAGUUUCUGAUAAGAACUCCUCAGCAUUGUUGGAUACUGGAAGUCUUCUUCAUUCUCCAUUUGAUGAAGAACAGAUUUUGAAGAAAAAAGCUGAAGAGGUUAAACCAUAUUUAAAUGGACGAUCUAUGUAUCUUGUUGGAAUGAUGGGUUCCGGGAAGACGACAGUAGGGAAGAUAAUGGCAAGAGCACUUGGUUAUACAUUCUUUGAUUGUGAUACUUUGAUCGAGCAGGCUAUGAAUGGAACUUCUGUAGCUGAGAUAUUUGAGCAUUUCGGCGAGAGUGUCUUCAGAGAAAAAGAGACGGAAGCUUUAAAGAAACUCUCUUUGAUGUACAACCAAGUUGUUGUUUCAACCGGGGGAGGGGCAGUAAUACGACCCAUCAAUUGGAAGUACAUGCAUAAAGGUAUUAGCAUUUGGCUUGAUGUACCUCUAAAAGCGUUGGCGCAUAGAAUCGCUGCUGUAGGAACUGGUUCAAGACCAUUGUUACAUGAUGAUGAGUCAGGGGACACAUACACAGCGGCUUUAAACCGUCUUUCAACGAUUUGGGAUGCACGUGGUGAAGCAUACACUAACGCCAGCGCAAGAGUUUCCUUGGAGAAUAUUACAUUAAAGCUCGGUUAUAGAAGUGUCUCAGAUCUUACACCAACUGAAAUAGCCAUGGAGGCCUUUGAGCAAGUUCGGAGCUAUUUAGACAAAGAAGACGGUAUGGCCAGACCAGAUGGCUUCUAGUUCCAGAAUGAUAUGUUUCCGUGCAACAUCUCAUAAAUUUACGCGUUCAGCUUAUUUGUGCCUAAUUUUGAGUAUUGUGUAUAGAAAUGAAUAAUACUCUGUUUCAUCACAUUGUCUUCUUUUCCUCUUGAGCAAAAAGAAGGAAAAGGAGUCAUUUGCAUUUUAUAAUUAGAUGGUAAGAAGAAGCCCAAUUUUCUA